UCCAUCAAAAUGGCUGCCUCCAGUGGAAGUGUGGGAUCGUCUCCUUCAUCAGAAGGCUGGUCUAAAUGGCAGAUAGGAUUGGCUGUUGGGGUUCCAGUAGUAGUUGUCGGUAGCUAUUUACUGUACAAAAGAAGAAAAAAUAAAAAAUCUGGUAAAGAACAAUCGCCAAAUGGAGCCAAAAAGAAAUCAAGCACCGGUGAAGAUAAGCCGGUUCAAGAUAAAUUGGAAUCACAAAAUGAUUUAGAAAAGGAGUUGUCACCUCUUGAGAAAGCCCAAGCAGAUAAAAAUAAAGGAAACAAAUAUUUCAAAGGAGGACGUUAUGACCAGGCUAUUCAUUGUUACACAGAAGCUAUUAAAGUUUGCCCACCAGAGGAAAAACAAGAUUUAGCAACAUUUUACCACAAUAGAGCUGCUGCAUAUGAAAAGCUUAUGAAUCUAAAGAUGGUUGUUGACGAUUGUACAGAGGCUUUGAAAAACAAUAGCAAAUAUACAAAAUGUCUGAUGAGGAGGGCUAAUGCUGCUGAACAGCUGGGAGAUUUAACACAGGCUUUAGAAGAUGUGACAGCUUUGUGUAUAUUAGAGGGAUUUCAGAAUCCAAAAUCACUGAUGACAGCUGAUCGAGUUUUGAAACAAUUAGGACAAUCAAAAGCCAAAGAAACUUAUGCUAAUAGAAAACCAACAAUGCCAUCAAAACAUUUUAUUAGAACAUAUUUAAAGGCGUUUACCCAGGAUCCAGUAAUCAAUGAAGCUGGUACCUUGGACCAGUCAUCUGUACAGAAUGGUGAGACAGACAUUCCAGACACAGACAGCCCCUAUUUUGAAGCUCUCAGACAGAUGAAUGCAGAGCAAUAUGAAGAAAUCAUUCCAAAUUGUACCAAGGAGAUAGAUAAUGAUCAGUCUUGUAAAUGUAUGGAAGCUAGACUUCUGAGGGCAACAUUUUACUUCCUUGGUGGAGAAACAGAGAAUUCUUUGGCUGAUCUCAAACUAUUGACAGAGGACGAUGUCAAUAAAAAGAUUAGAGUAAAUGCUUUAAUAAAGAAAGGCAGUAUAUUAAUACAACAAGGAAAACAAACAGAUGGAUUGGACUGUUUUGCUAAAGCUGUCAGGUUAGAUCCUGAUAAUGCUGAUAUAUAUCAUCAUAGAGGUCAUCACAACAUACAGUUAGAUAGAGUAGAUGAUGCUAUCAGAGAUUUAGAAUUUGCUGUAUCUAAAUGUCCUGCUUUUGCAGCAUCACAUGUGCAAAAAUCAUUUGCUGAGCACAGAAAGUCAGCUGAAAUAAUAGCUAACUCAGGUGCCAAAAUUCCUUUACCUCAAACUGUGAUAGAAUCUUAUAAAAAUAAUGUUACCAUGUUCCCUGAUAAUGGUGAUGCUAGAGCAUUGUAUGCACAGGCCUUGACAGAUGCAGGAAAAUUUGAUGAGGCUGACAGAGAGUUUGAAAAAGCAAUCAAAUUAGAACCAGAUAAUGCCACAGCAAUGGUACACAGAGGGUUGUUACAGUUACAAUGGAAACAAGAUGUUGAGGAAGCUAUAAAAAUAAUAAACCAAGCUAUUGAUGUGGAUAAUAAAUGUGAAUAUGCAUAUGAAGUACUGGGAACACUGGAAGUUCAAAGAUCAAACAUGCAGAAAGCUAUGGACUUGUUCCAGAAAGCAAUACAUUUAUCCAGAACAGAAUCAGAGAUGGCACAUCUAUAUUCAUUACUAGAUGCUGCACAUGCUCAGUUGAAGGUUGCAAAAAAUUUAGGAAUCACAUUACCUGGCCCAAUGGGUAUGGGAAUGCCAUAAAUGAAAAAGGAACCAGAGUUUGUGUAAAUUGUGAAUCAGACAUUUAGAUAUUUUAGAUCUACAGAUAAACAGAAGGAAAUUUCUUUAUGAACUAAAAGUUAUUUUGUGUUUUGUUAUUAACAGUUUGAAAAUAACUGCAAGAUUGAAAUGUUAAAAAAAAAAUUGUAAGACAAUACUGUAAAAUGGGAUAUUUCGCAAAGGGUUUAUUUUGGCUAGUUUUGGGGUUAAUGAAGAGAAAAUCAUGAAAAUAUCCCCACAUAUAAUUUGAUCUUAAAAGAUGAUCAAUAUCAAGAAAAAUGUGAAAGUAAGACCUUGCAAACAGAUUUGGCUUUUGAAAUUACCAAAUUUAAGCUUUGUGAAAAAACCCACUUUACACCACUAGUUCCAUUACUAAAAACAGAAACCUGUCAGAAUUGAAUUGUGAGGAACUUUACAUGUGUAAAACAGUGUUCUCCUUAGAAAUUUCUUAUAUCAUCCUUGUAAACAGGAAAUUAUGAAAUACCAUCUUUUCUAGAAACUAUAGCAUCACAUCCAUAACACAAUCUCUAAGAAACUAAUUUUAGAUAGCAUCACGUUCUAGAAAUAUAGCAUCACAUUACCAUGAUGCUAAAAGGCUCUGGGGAGAACACUGGUAAAAAUUUACAAUUAGUAGUAAACCUUUAUCAUUGCUGUCUUAGUUUUAUUUGAUCUUUAUAUGAUAUACAGCUCACAAGGUUCCAAAUCAUUUGAUCUGUGUGCAACAUACAGUGCUGAUAGGCCAAAAUCUUAGUUGUUUGUGAUUUUAUGAAAUAUACACCUCUGAUGGGCCAAAUUUAUAGACAGGUUUCAUUGUACUUUUGAUAUUAAAGUUUGGUAGAAAACACAAGGUUAAGAGGACCAAUAGCUUAUUCAAGUAUCUUGAAUUACAUAAGAUUAAUCAUGUUUACUUUAUUCUAAGAUACAUGAAAUGGGGAUUGUCCUCUCAUCUUGUUGUCAAUCAUGUUAUAAGUAGUUGCGCAGUUAAAAAAAAUGUGGCUGCUUAGGAUUACCAAUCUGCUGAUAGAUUUUAUUGCAAAUUUUAAUACAGAAAUGCUGUUUGUUGGCUUGAAUUUCCGUUUACCUGCAGAAUUUAAAACUAUAUAAUUUUGUGGUGCAUGUAAUUAAGAAAAUAAAAACUCAGAAAACAUUGAUGAAUGUAAAAAUUCAAGAGGUCAUUUAUGAGGGGAGACAGCUCAUAAGAUUUAGAUUUAUCAUAGAUUGUAUAUUUUGUACAAUAAAUUUAUCGUCUCUAUUUUAUAUUGCAAAUGAGUAUAGUGACAAAACUUUUCAUUUAAUAUUUUUGAAAUAUUUGAUAAAACCUGUCAGCUCGUUUCUUUUUAUUUAUUAAGUUUUUGUUGAGUUCAUCAAAUAUUUUUCUAGCAAAUAAUGCAUCUGUUAGUUCAUGUUUUGUUAUUGUCUAUAAAUUUGUGAAUAUAAAAGUUUUAUUUUCUAUAUUAUUAUAUUCCUCUUUGGGAUUUGUCCAUUUAGCAAAUAUGGUACUCCGAGCGAGAGAGAAUAGUAAGCCAUUCAUAAAUUCAACUAAAACAGUUCUCAAAUGUUUUCACUAAGAGAAAUAAACACCAAAGUUGUGAUAUUAGAUGUAAAGAGCAAUAAAAUUGAGAAUGGAAAUGGGGAAUGUGUCAAAGAGACAACAACCCGACCAUAGAACAGACAACAGCAGAAGGUCACCAACAGGUCUUCAAUGCAGCGAGAAAUUCCCGCACCCGGAGGCGUCCUUCAGCUGGCCCCUAAACAAAUAUAUAUACUAGUUCAGUGAUAAUGAACGCCAUACUAAACUCCAAAUUGUACACAAGAAACUAAAAUUAAAAAUAAUACAAGACUAACAAAGGCUAGAGGCUCCUGACUUGGGACAGGCGCAAAAAUGCGGCGGGGUUAAACAUGUUUAUGAGAUCUCAACCCUCCCCCUAUACCUCUAGCCAAUGUAGAAAAGUAAACGCAUAACAAUACGCACAUUAAAAUUCAUGUAUAUUUUGAUGGAAUCACUCAUAAGCUUGCUGUGUGAAUCUUAAUUAUGUCAAAUGCUGUUUUAAAUAAUAUGUAAUAAUAGCAUUUUGUUUGCAGUUAAGACGUCUUCUCUGUGAUAGAUAAUGUGACAAUUCCCCCCCCCCCCCCCCCCUUGUCUUCUAUAUGUUUGUUCUUUUGUAUAUUUUUGAUGUCUCAUUGACCUGACAUUAAAAUGAACCAAAAUAUGUAAGCAGAGUUUAGUUGUUUGUUUUGUAUCACAAUGUACAACAAUGACAUUCUGAAAAAAAAAAAAAAAAAAAAAUAAAUUUUAAAACAUGAAGUUAGGGGUACAAUUAUAAUAAUAUUCGUUUUUUGUACAACUGUGUGUGUCGCUUUAUCACUUGCCGAGGUUUAAAGAUCAUCAAAAUGUGGUGAAAUAAAAAACCAAACACAAAAUAGUGGUAUGUUUAAAACUUUUUUCAAAUUUUAGAUUUACAGAUAUGUUUUAAAUUUUUUAAACAGAAAACUCGAUCAAAUUCAUCUUAAAGAUUAUUCAUCUCAGUUGGAUAUAUUGGGAUUAUACAUAUUAUGUUCGAAAAGAAAUAACAAAUGAGUUUAUAUAAAAAUACAUAUUAUCUCCAGUCUGAGUUGUGUAGAAAAAGUGAUAAAAUGUAUUUUCCUUUGUUAACAAGUUUAUUUGUUAAUGUUGUAUAUACAAUGCUGGCUGUAAUUUCAUUCAUCUGUUAAGUCCAUUCAUUUACAGUUAUGUCACAUAAUGGACAGACUAAACAGACAAGCGUAAUGAGCCAACUCAAGGGUAGUGGUGGAUUAAUGGGAGGAUCUAUGUACAUUGUAUCCCUGCCCCCUUUUUUGAUUUAAAAAUUAAAACAUUUUUUAGCAUAAAAUUGUCCCCAAAAAAUUUGCCUCCCUCCGCUUGGCAGUAUAUAUUCUGUUUUCUGGAAUUAUGCCACCCUUUCAAAAAUCCUUGUUCCCCUUGAAAGAUACAUGUUCUCAUUACUGCACUUAAAUUGAUAUGAAUUGCAGAUGCUUGUAAAGAAAAUUUCUAUAGAUACAUAAUUAAUGUAGGUGAUGUGUUGAAAAUAAAUAGCAGAAAAUCUUUGAAGGAUGUCUAUAUUUAAAUACAUGUAGAUCAGAAUAUCAAAACCUGUAUAACCAAACUUAAUUUAUAAAUAUCAUUACAUCAAAAUCUUCAUCUACAUACAUUUGACGGUUUUAGUUGUGGUCAAUACCACAAUGUAGCCAUUCUGAAAACCUUAUUUAAGUUUUUAUACCGUAAUAUAUGAUUAUAUUUCAUUGACUUUGUUAUUUGGUUUGAGAGAGAUUUUGUUUUUAUUUGUGUGAAUAAAAUAUUUGUAUAUUUGAAGUGAACUUGAUACCAGAAUUAUACAGAUGUGGUAGGAACAUGCUGAUGUUGCACUUAUUAAAGAUUUGUUGUAGCUUUA
Mytilus californianus (California mussel) is the source of this 5228-nucleotide messenger RNA. RefSeq names its product mitochondrial import receptor subunit TOM70-like. The record is from RefSeq and is a predicted model, not a curated record. Gene Ontology annotation, molecular function: protein binding. Bases 10 to 1782 code for a protein of 590 amino acids. The transcript has 12 exons. NCBI's taxonomy places the organism in Eukaryota, Metazoa, Mollusca, Bivalvia, Mytilida, Mytilidae.